AUGUGUGGCUGCUGCUCUCCUGGUCACAUGACCCUAGCAGGGUCUUUAACCUGUGCUCUGGGGAAGAUCGGCACUGGCAGCCGCGCAGGUUAACGGAGAAGUAGAGAACGCUGGCGGGAGAGUGCGGGUCUGCAGUGAGCGGCUGUGCGUGCGGUGUCUUACCCUCCACCGAGGCGGCGGCGGCCAGCGCUCUGCACCCCGUGUACCCGUCCGCUCAGCUGCCCGCCCAUUCAUUGCUGGGAGACCCUGACUGGGGCAUACCACCCUUCUCCGUGCUCAGUGGCUCCGGCUUCUACCUGCACAAUGCCUGGUGACUUCUCUAUGUGCUUAUGUCUCAGCCCCUCUCCUCCUCACCAUCUGCGGCGCUCUUCAUCUGGAAUACUCAGGCCAUGCCUGGCUCCUACUCCCCGUGCCCCGGAUCUGCAUAAGAAAGGAGUUGUGUUUGCUGAUGCCCUUGGGCUGGCCCUGACCACAGUGCGUCACUUCUCUCGCACGCUCUUUGAUGAAGAUCCUCUGUUGCUCGCCUUGGCCUCACUGCGAGCUUUACGUCCACUCUCCACCUCCACGUACACUCUGGACUUCCGGCCACCAACGCAAGACUAUGCUAGUUUUCGGGCCAAGCUGGCACAGAAACAGGUGUGUCUUGAACAAUGUGCCGUUCAGGGAGCAGCAGUGGCUGGCACGGUCAGAGUACGCAACAUUGGCUUUGAGAAGCGUGUAACUCUCCGGGUGAGCUAUGACGGCUGGCUGAGCUGGUAUGAUCUUCCGUGUACUUAUCUCCGUGACCCUUAUGGUGGAGGGGAGACGGAUACCUUCUCUUUCCGGCUUCCAUUGCCUGAUGAUGCCCAUUGGGCAGAGUUCUGUAUCUGCUUCUGGUGCCAGGGCUUGGAGUACUGGGACAACAAUGGAGGCAAGAACUACGUAUUGCACAAGGAGGUGGCGCGCAGCAGCUAUAUGCAGAGCGCCUACUGGUGACCUGGGCAGUUGGGAACUCUAUACUGUAAAAGUACUGGUCCACUGAAACAUUUCCCAUUAUGGUGCUGUGCAGCCUUCCUUUGUAGAUCAAGGGGUCAUAUGAAAUUUGGGGCAUUUCUUCAGAGAAGUGUAAAAUAGAUAUGAGGUUGCUAGAAUGUAAUGACUGUAAUGAUCUACUUGCUGGGCAUUCAUGCAGUCAUUUUAGGGUUGUAGUUAUGCUUGUGUAGUCACACAAAGCUAUUCAAUGGAGCCUCGAGACUAGGUAAUAUUCACUUGUAAGGUUAUUUCACGUGAUUUGUUCUCUUCACCUAUGUAAACUGUGAGGAUGUGUCUGGUGAGCAGAGAAUCUUUUUGUGGGUUGACUUAAUAUUUACAGGUUACUAGGCAUUAGUGGCCUCACUGAGGCAUGAGGUGCUUUAUACCUCUUGCUUUAGUGAUCACACAAUCUGUAGUGACUGCUGGUGGAGAUCACAAUGUAUGAAUGCACAGUGGGAACCACUGCACUUUAAUGUUUGUGCAGACCACAUAGUGUGACACAAUCACUGAGGUGAGAGGUGUAUGUUGUUCAAGUCCUCGUGUGAAUCCCUUGACACUUCUCUGAGUUAAUUAGAAAGUGGGCAGAAUAUACACUGUUUAAACACUAGACACUUCGGUCUUGUGCAAUGUAAUAUCUUAUGGCCUUUGUAUCACUGGUGGAUGAAACUCUUGUGUCAUGUCAUUUUAUCUCUGGUUUUACUGCAGAUUUAAUAAAAUGUUGUCAAUUUCCA
This is a messenger RNA of Pseudophryne corroboree (corroboree frog), 1742 nucleotides long. Its product is annotated as protein phosphatase 1 regulatory subunit 3C-like. The record is from RefSeq and is a predicted model, not a curated record. Bases 304 to 975 code for a protein of 223 amino acids. The transcript is spliced from 2 exons. Gene Ontology annotation, cellular component: protein phosphatase type 1 complex. Gene Ontology annotation, biological process: regulation of glycogen biosynthetic process. NCBI's taxonomy places the organism in Eukaryota, Metazoa, Chordata, Amphibia, Anura, Myobatrachidae. Gene Ontology annotation, molecular function: protein phosphatase 1 binding; glycogen binding.